Rotaria sordida is the source of this 1524-nucleotide messenger RNA. Lineage: Eukaryota; Metazoa; Rotifera; Eurotatoria; Philodinida; Philodinidae. The record is from the annotation of a GenBank genome assembly.
AUGACUAAAGAAUCAUCUGAACAAUCUCAAAGUGGAAUAAAAAUAUAUACAAGUAAUCCAUGGAAUUUAAUUAAAAGUGGAUUUCUUGUUCUUACAUGGAUUGCUUUAGGUAUUCAUCUUGAAUUGGUUGGACCAACAAUGGGAAUUCUAGCAUCAAAUGCCAACGUUGAUUAUAGUGGUAUGGGUUCAGCACUUGCAUCACGAGGUGCAGGUUAUUUAAUAGCAAAUAUAUGUGGUGCUUUUCUACAAAACAUUGUUAAAAAACAUUCGGAAGGUAUUCUUGUUUGUGCAUUUAUAUUAGCUGCUAUUGCCGUUUUUGGUACUUCAUUGGUAACAUCAUUGAUAUUAAUGUGUAUUUUAUUUUUUAUUCAAGGUGCUGCUCAAGGUCUUACAGAUUUAGGUGGAACGAAUAUAUUGUUAACAAUGUGGGGUGCACAUGCAGCGGCUCCAUUAAAUACGGCUCAUUUAGGAUAUGGAAUUGGUGCUGUUAUUGCUAAUUUACUUGUUCGUCCAUUUCUUAGUCAAAGAUCUUUAUCAAAGGAUACAACAAAUAACAUAACACUUAAUGAAACAUUUGAAUCUGUCCAUUCGAUACCAACAAAAAAUUCGUCUAUUGUUGUUCCUUAUUCAAUUACUGCAGUUUUAUGUCUUUUAAUAGCUGUUGGACAUCUUUUUUUCUAUAUUCGAGAACAAAAAAGUCAGAGAGAAAGAUUAGAAAUUCAACAGGUUGAUUAUACUGCUGUAAGUACAAAUCCAUUGAAUACAACUCAUACAAUUGAUAAAGAUAAAUCUUCUCCAUAUUCUCCUCGUACAUGUGGUCGAGGAUUUUUUCAAUAUGGUUUAAUACUUUCAAUUAUAUUUGUUAUAUAUACAUUUUUCAUUGGUGGAAAUGAUCAAACAUUUUCCAAAUUCUUUUUUAGUUAUGUUAAGCAAGAUAAAUUUAAUAUAUCAACUCAAGGUGCAAGUUGGGCUACUAUUUUAUAUUGGCUUUCAUAUUCUAUUGGUAGAUUAAUUGCUGCAAUUAUAUCUGUAUUUUUAUCAGUGGAUAUAUGUCUUAAUAUUGUUUGGUGUGGAGGAUUUUGUCUUGCUCUAGCUUGGUUAAUUUUUGUAUGGGUUAUUGGUUUAACAAGUACAAGUUUAUUUAUUCUUGGAUCAGCAACUGGUUUAGUAUUUUCGCCAAUAUUUCCAUUAUCAUUUGGAUAUUUUAAUCAGAAAUUAAAUGUUGUACCAAUGCUUCUUGCUUUACUUUUAUGUGGAUCAGCAGUUGGAACAAUAACACUUCAAAAAAUAGCUGGUUUUGUAAUGGAUCGUAAUCCAAAACAUUUUCCAACACUUUUAAUUGUUUGUUUAUUAAUGUCAAUUAUUUUUUAUCUUAUUUCAUAUGUUAUUUAUUCUAUUCAUAAACGAAAAAAUUUAUCAAAUCCUCGACCUUCUGUAACUGGUGGUGCAGCUCUUUCUCCUGAAAAUUUUAAUGAAGAAGAACAACAAAUGGCUACUUAUUUAAGAGAUAAUCAAGAUACAUAA